Molecule: messenger RNA, 1873 nt
Organism: Aedes albopictus (Asian tiger mosquito)
Lineage: Eukaryota; Metazoa; Arthropoda; Insecta; Diptera; Culicidae
Gene: Lsd-2
Product: lipid storage droplets surface-binding protein 2
Exons: 3
Coding region: 414-1376 (320 amino acids)
Biological process (GO): lipid storage; positive regulation of triglyceride storage
Cellular component (GO): cytosol; lipid droplet
Source: RefSeq, a predicted model, not a curated record
CCCCGUACACAGCUAACUAGAAGAAUCAAUCGAAUCGAAUCGCCGGUCCGGUCGGUGUUGUCCAUUUCGAUUUCAAUCCAAGUAAACUGUGGCUUUUUUUUGGUAGAACGCAUAAGCGUCGCGACGCUUGCAGUAAGUGAGUGCAUCCCAAAGAAGGGAGAGAGUGGUGCUGAGAGAGAGAGAACAAGGAACGUGAGAGAGUGAUAAUCGUAGGAAGCGGACUGCUGCGUGCGGACUAGAAGCUAGCUGGUACCAUCGGUAGCUCCUCAUUCGAUUGCCGGACGUCGUCAAACGGUGAAGUGUCGAGUGUUGUAACACCGUAACUUGUGUCUAGAGAAAGACCUGAUAAAAAAAGUGAUUGAUUGUGUGAAGUGUGGAACUUUGGAACUAAGAAGCAAUCCGUAAGAAGAAACAUGUCGGCUAAAGUGCAACAAGAAAACGGAGAAGUUUGCUCGAGCGGAGAUGCGAGCCUGUUGCCGCAUCUGGAGUCGCUGGACCGUAUGCUGAAGUUGCCGGUUGUGGACGCCACUUGGCAGCAAACGCAAAAUGUCUACGGACGCGUGAAAGGUUACAAUCCCCUUCUGAACUGGGCCUUCGGAACCGCCGAGGAUGUGGUACACCGCGCCGUCACCAUCUCCGCUCCGCUCGUUCACAAGUUCGACCGGCCGCUCCAGCUGGUCGACCAGACCGUCGUCAAGGGUAUCGACCGCCUCGAGGUGAGCGCCCCGAUCAUCAAGGAACAACCGCAGGAGAUCUACAACCAAGCUAAAUCGAAGGUCCUCGGAACCGUGAAGCCGUACACCGAGAAGGUGUGCGAACUGCGACACGCCUCCCAGCAGAAGGCCGCCUCCCUGAAGGAACUCUCCUGGAAGAAAGCCAACGAAGUACUGGCCACCCAGUACGGAAGCAAGGCCGUCAACGGCGUGGACACCACCGCUCAGGCUGCCGAGCGUCUACUGGACUACUACUUCCCCAAGAGCGCCGAAGAUGUCGAGGAUGAUAACGCUCCCAUCCCGGUCAAGGAAGACCCAGUGCUGCACACCGUCCAGACCGUGGGACGCCUGUCGAACAAAGUUGCCCGCCGCGUCUACCGUACCGUGCUGAACCAGAUCAAGUGCCUGCGCAAGGAGGACGUCAAGGACUACGUCGCAACGCUGAUUGCCGUCCUGCACCUGACCAGCUACCUGAACUUCUUGAACGACAAGCGGCAACAGCAGGCCGUGGAAGAUACGCCCUCCGCACCAGUCUCCGCCAGCUCCAGCACCGCCUCCGCAAGCUCAGGCAGCUCCUCCAACGCCUCGGCAGUGGUUGCCACGACCAAGAGCAGCAAGACGCUCCAGCAGACGGAGAACGGUAGCGACGAGAGAACGCAGUAGGCGCGUGCUAGCUCGUAUAACUCGUAACUCUAUCUAGGAUACGUAACGUAACGUUUGUGUGUGAGGGAAUGCAAACCCAUAAGCGAACUGAUUAACUAGUAGAAUGUUAAUGUAAUCGUAGAUAUCUUUUUGCAUUUUUUGUUUCGUUCUGUCAGAUGAGGGACAUUGAUUCAUUCUUGGAUCCACUGGAUGCGGUCCAAGUGACGUGGUAAUCGAAUGUUUGAACGUGUGUUUGUGCGUGUGCGUGUGUGUGAGAAUGGGAAUGAAUGUGCAUUUACAAAAGCAUUGUUUACUGUUGUAGUGCUACACCUAGGAAGCGAAGAUUGUCUAGCUCUGGGAGUUUGUUUUCCACCCAGGAGCCUAGAGAAACCAGAAUCGAAGCGUUUAUAUAUUUUUCCCUAUUUUCAAAACAACAUUUUUAGAUGAGCUAUAUUAUUGUUUACCCGUAUCUUUAUAUUUUUUUUGUAAAAUUAAAAAGUGAAAAACGUAAACAAGAA